UGUGAAUUCUGUUGUUAUCUUGAACUCUCAAGUGGCAGGUAGCUAAUCUGCAAUGCAGGACAAUAUCUUGAACAGGUUUUUCUGGAUACCCAAUCAAUUUGAAUUUGAAAUACGGCUACAUUUUUGUAACACUGUAUAAUUACAACGAAGUGAUUAAUGGACAUUUAUCAAAUUGAUUACGAUUCCCCCAGUAAAAUGUGUACCGGCUAAUGAAUAAAACAGGAAAAAAUGGGAUUGGACGGAGUUUUUAGCUGGAUGAAUUUUCCGCAGAAAAACAUAGGAUGCCAAGGAAGAAGUCGAGGUGGAUGUUGUGCGGUGGGCUGUGAUAGAAUCCUUCCUAUUAGAGUGUUGGUUUGCUGAUGUUACAUUUGGUCUGCUGUUUUACCCCCACCUAUAUGUGGAAAUCAAAGUGAACUUUCGUCGUUAGUGUUGGUGUCUGUCCAUGGGACUAGAUCUGCAUGGGAUAUUUUGUAAAUGUGCUAAGGUGAGAUAAUGAACAUGUAGGCUGUAUCCAGAUGUUACUAUUGACCCCCUCGUUUGGUGCUAAUUCUGUUGACAUGGCAAAAAACCAUUUCUCUGUAUUGCCUAUUAUCACCGCCUCCCCGCUAGCUGCUAGGAUUUAAGCACAGCAUUGCACAAUUUCCUAUGUGUUAAGAUACAUAGUUAGGAGGGCCUGGAAGGUUUUUUGGAAUACUAGGAGUUUUCCUUUGGAUAUAUUCUGCUGCUGGUGCUUCACAUGGGAAUUAUGGCAUUUACCAACUAGUCGCAUGAUUUCUCAGGAUAUUUCGAUGCUCAUACUUGGAUCAGGAACGAAGGAAAUUGUUCUGGAUUGUUCUGGAAGUCAACAGCUUGUCUUGGCCAUGUCGACCCCCUUGCUCAAGAACUCAGACAUUAUCAUUUCAUAAUUCGAGACAAGAUGGCCACCUAGCCCUCCAGCGUUGUCGUCAGAUUUUCGAAUGACAUCGCCCACCUGACAUGUUUGUUUGGUUUUCACGACAUCUGAUUUGAAUCUUGUGUAUGAGCCGAAUGACACAGCUUCAAAUUCUGCCUCCCCCUCAGUGGGGUGGUAAUACGCCACCAAAAGUGUCUUCAUCCCGUCGCCAUCGGUCUCGGGUUGACGGCAGUCAUCGGUAUACAGACAUUUACUGUGUGGGGAAAAAGGUGGCAAGAAACAGAAGAGGCAUAAGUCGCGGUAGCAUAGAGAGUCACCCUUUACCUGAUCAGAAUGAUGAUGAGAUCGGAUCAGUUCCUCACUAUUUCCUUGAUAGCGUCAAGGAAGCACUAAGAAGUCACAGCCAUGUCACUCCAGGAGUCAGCGGUAGGUCGUCACCGACAGAGGGCGCACAGGAAAGUCAUAGCGGGUGGACGACGGGUAACACGACGGAGCGCAGUAGCCUCUACUCGAGUUACGAGUGGGAGGACGAUGAGUUCGACCGCCAGAAUUCGCGCCGAGUUCGGCGUCUCUUCGAGGAGAUUGACUCCAUGCUGUUUGAAGAAAGCAGAGAACCAGAGCAUUUAACAAAUUUAUACAAAGAAUGUCAAGAGUGGGUGGCCAGUUUUCCUCACUUUAGAAUUCUUGGUGCACAAGUAUUUCCGCCGACAGACAUGGGGUUCCAACUGAUCCCGGUCGAAGCGACGCGGCCGUCGACAGGGAGCAUGCUUGUCGACGUCACAGAGCAGGACAUGUCAUUGUCACAGGAAUGUAAUGGGUUAUCAAUAUCAGGGAAAUCAGUAUCUGUGAUGACUCCGCGAAUUGACAGAAAAAAGGCUGCCAUGACAACAGACGAGGAAGCAAGAAGUAAUCCAUUCGCAUUUGUUGAGGAGGAAGUGUUUGCCCAGGAUGGAUAUUAUGAAGAUGUGGUAGCGGUGGAUUACAAAUCGGAGGAAGACGCUAUAUUUCGGAGACAUUAUCAUCCGCGAGUUACGAAAAAGGGUUUUCCUCCGUUGACACCGAAUGCCUGUUUACGAGAUAGUGUAUCUAGUAUGACUUUCGAUAUAGCCUGGUCAGAGAUUGUUUCUUGGAUGAGAGACAUCCUGAGGAUGUUCAGAGAUCGGGUUGUAAUAGAUGAUCCAAAAGGUUAUGAUGAGCAUGUUGACAUGAUACCUAACUUAUCGUCAACGAGAAUUUCAGCAAUUGAUCCGUUGCCAGUGAGAGAAUUAUCAUUCAGUCGGAUAAUUGACAGGCCCAUGCCGAUAAGGUUGUCGACUGCACAGCCAUCAUUUGAUGGGACGAGAACAUUAGCUGGUGUGCUAACCAUAUCUACCAAAGCGUUACAAAGCAGGGAAAAAUCGAACUUAAACGAUGAGCCUUCCACAUCGAGGGAUGUUGUUAUGCGGCCCGGAUCGAGUCUGAAUCGAUUCGUUCGACCUACGAGUGUUAAGGUGCAGGAAAACAGGCUGUCGUCGGCGAGAAAAGGUGCUCAGCGGGUCCCAGUCCGACUGGCUCCAAUUGAUCGGGCUAAAACACCUAGUGUGGAGGAUGACAAAAAGAAAAUCGAGAUAGUGCGUGGACACAGGUUGCAAUUACAGGACCACAUGUUUGCCGAAAGAAGUCAAUUACCGAAUGACCGGUUAUCAUCACCUGGGUAUAUGUUCAGAAAUGGUGCUCUUCCUCCCAUCGGUCUGGUGGAAACGCCCGACAACCCACCUCCUUCACAACGCGGCCCUAGAAAGGCCCACUUUUCUAAUCGUGCCAGCAGUGCGGUGGCUGACAAGGAUUCCCGAGUCCCCAUUCGGGAUCGGGAGCGGUACUACCAGGUGCCUCUAGAUAACAGGCCGAGUACGACGCAUACAUUCAGGUCGGACACACCGUUUGCGAAUCAAAUAGCCCGCCGAUCAUCCACACCGAUGGGCUUCAACAACAUGAGGGGACCAAAUAUGCAUAAUAUAGGUCACAACAUGCUAUUGGGCAUCACUGGUAACAGCAUCGGCAAUCCACACUUAGAUCCUAAUGUGCCACAGCUUGAUGAGGAAGAUGAUGAAAACUUUGAGAAUAUGUCCCAUUCUCAAUGGGUUCCGUCCCAGACGCCAAACAAUCCAUACCGACGUGGCCGUCAGCUGAGUCAGGUUGUAAGAUGAUCACCGUCCCCUUGAUGAGUACUAAGAUCAAAUAUGUUGACAACGCCAGAUUCCGUGGAUACUUUCGCAGAAACAUUACGCAGUGCAAAGAGACUGGAUGGUAGAGUCAAGGAUUUCCUGGUGUAGUCUGGAUGGUAGAGUCAAGGAUUUACUGGUGUAGUCUGGAUGGUAGAGUCAAGGAUUUCCUGGUGUAGUCUGGAUGGUAGAGUCAAGGAUUUCCUGGUGUAGUUCAAGUCCGAAUUGAAACCUGUGAUAUCAUGGACUCAACAACACUACACCUACAGUCAUGGACAAGGAUGACGGGAAUAGAAAUGACUGAAAGUUAUGGAUUCAUCGGUCGCAUAUACAUGUAGGAUAAGAUUGAAUCCAAGUCUGGACCGCAUGCUGUGAUAUAUGACUGGAACCACGGCCGUCUUCUUCCAUGACAAGGAUUGACACAAUUCGAAGAAAUCUACAUAUCUCUUGUCAUUCCAAAUUAAAGAUUGUUAUGAUUGUGUCUCACAACACAGGACAUAAACUUCGCCAAAGUUUGGCCUUCACAACUAUUCAGCCCCUAGUUGAGCUAUGUGAUAUGGACACUCGAGGCGUUCUAUUGUGGCUGGUAGUUUCAGGAAUAUUUCUGUGUUAAUUUGGUUAAUGUCUGGAGAUGUGGACACUUGGAUAAAUGUGAAAUAAAGGCAGCAUAAAAAGUGAUCAUCUUCAGGCACAUAAUCAAACCAUAUUGUCAAAGGAGAGAGCAGGGGGCCUGAUAGUAUCUUUACAAUGCAUCUCUGCAUUGUACAGAUAAUUUGAUUGUAUAAUGCAUCACUACAGAGUACAGUAGCUUAUAUACCAAGAGGGGACACAAAAAUGUCCUCAAGACAGUAUAUCAUGAUUUCCUAGUUAUAGCCUGGCCACAUUGGCUGAUCUGAAGUGUUUCCGAACAGGCCUGUUACUUAUGGAGUAACUUGUUGAGUCCUUAAAGUUAAAUUGGGGGAUUCCAGCACCAUUCAAGUAUUCCAUAGGUCAUCCUCAACAGUGUCCUGGCAUAUUUCAUGAAAUCUGGAUGAAAGAUAACGGAGUUGCUGUCUAAUAUCACAAUUGCAGGCGUCCACAGACCAGCCAGUGGCUAUCUUGGAUUUAACUUUGAGUAAAUGAUAGCUAGGCUUCCUAAGUUACUGGACACUUAUUGUAAUGCAGACAACAGCCCUCUUAUCUUACACCGAGAUGUCAGGAAAUAUGUAAAAUGAUUCGACCAUCCUGCCAAACUGAUUAAAUGUUUUCAGCCAUAACAAUACAUAUCAAAAAACGAAUUCCUCCAUUUGAUAUAGUUGCCUUAAAAAGUAUUAGUCAUGGAAUUGUGUUUCACACCGCUGGUUACUAUGAUCAAAUACUUCUGUAAGUUCCGUUCCUAGAAUUUUUUUCUCUCCUUUAUGUUCUCACUGUCUGUUGUAGGGAUUUUGUUCUAUUUUGUACAGCCAGUUUCGUAUUGCCAUAGGAUUAGAGUAGAAAUCUGAGUCCUGGUAGAAUAAUCUCGAAGCAGUUUCAACUAGGUAGAGAAAGUAGACUCAGAAUCUUGGAGGGGGUGAUGGACUGGAGCUAAGGGCUGUGGGUUGUGUGUUUUAUUCAGAGAUAAGUGUGAGUAGUUUUCAUGUACUCAGAGAUAAGAGAGACCCCUAUCAGCGACUUCGUUUUACUUUAAUCUGACAUAUCUGGCUCGUGCCUAUUUUCCCCCUUUAAAUGUGCAUCAUUCAGUAUAUGAACCAGUACAUUUCUAUGGCAUUGUUGUCAAUGUGACAAAUAAUUCUAAAAAGGGUGAUCCAAAAUAAUUCAAUGUUUUCUCAGAACACUUAAGAUUUUUUUAUCCAAACCUCUCGGGGAUUCAAAUGAAUAUAUCAGUUUCAGGCCACAAUUUCAAUUUGUCAGAAUCUUUUGUCAAAAUAAUUUCAUAGGAAUCGACGGCACUCCUUUCAGUUCCUUUUGCCUCAAAUUUCACCAGCAACUAAGAAUUCCAGCAGCUCUAUUUUGGCCCAUAACUGGUAUCUUAAUUGAAGUCGCCAUCAUGAAACCUCUAUCAGUGCUGAUGUCGGGCAGACCUAGGUGUUAGUUAAGGUAGCGCCCAUUUCGGUUCCUCUAUCAGCCCUAUACGUUACGUUAACUCAGGGAUUUGUUUGUUUUAUAUGGCUAGCACACGUGUAGCAUAUCUUUCAUCACUGCUGUAUAUAAUUGGUAGACACAGAUGAAUAGAUAAUGGGGAACACUUUUUCGCUAACAAAUCAGAAGAUUGCUUGCAUUUCUAUGGCCUUAGUAAUGAUUGUUUUCUGUUAUGAUAGCUACUCGGUAUCAAACUACAAGAUAUCUGAGAAAUUUGAUAAGAAUAAUACAAUUCCUCCUCUCUGACAGUCACGCACCAUAAUAAUGACUACGUACCCAAAGCAUAGCAGGGACUGCGCUACGCCAUCUGGGACAAGAAAAUGUUUGAAACUGCACAUACAGUAUGCACACUUGGAUAAAUAAGGGUCCCAGUAACUUCCUCUUUUCAGGAAAGGUUCAAUUUGUUGUUUGUAAAUGUACUUGUGGUGGAAGAGUCUCUCUGCUGAGUGUGGGUCUUCUGUUGAAUCCAAUCCGUGAAGGAAAUAGAUAUUUAUCAUGAGGUAUAAACACCCUCAUUGGCAAACCAUGUAGAUCUAAGUCAUUCAAUGCCUCAACACUGCUUGUGAUAGCUGGUUGAUUCCACCGGGAAUGGAUGUCACAAUCGAAAGAGUCUGCAGUGACCGUGAACCUUCCGACAUUACUGCCAUUCCGUCAUCAAAACACUUCGGACUCUGCCUUACAGAAAAUCCUAUUCAGCAGAAAGAACUCCACUGUUGCCCUUUCAAGACAAAAACAAAGGUUACCAUAAUGUUGGUGACUGAGUGGUGAAGAUAAUAUAUUAACACUAAAAAAUUCGAAAUCAUUAAUUUUUCACUCGAGAAAUAAAAACCAAGUACAAAGAAAUUUACCUUCCUCCCUUAUUCAUCCAUGCUUUAUUUUUCACUGCUUUCAAGAAUGUAGCUAUAUUGUACAUAAACAUGUAUAUAGUUUCUUUGAAAAUGUAAAUAUAUAAUAUCUACUUGUUGUAUAGAUAUGAAAUGUACAGGUCAGUUAAUUUUUUGAGGACUCAGUGAUUCAUGUAUCUGGAUGUACAUGUUGUAUGAGUGAAUCAAAUGGCUGUCAUUCCAGCUUUGUUUAUUCUUCCAAUAUAACCAGUAGAAUCAAAAUGUCAUUACCUGGUACUUCAAAGUAAUGAGUUUUUGGUAGAAUCCAAUGUAAACAGCGUGGUGGUGAUUCAAAUGAAUAUGCCAGUUACGGACCGUCGAAAGUUGACAUCAAAUUUGCCAGAAUCCUUUUCGGCAAGUAGAAAUUCAAGGACAUUCGUGCCUUUGUGAUUCAUCUUGCUGUCAUCUGACUACUAGUUGUAUUAGAAUUACCAACAAUGAAGAUGAGCUUGGAUACAAAAUGCUCCUUAUUCAUUUCUAGUUUCGAGAAAACAGCAAAAGCCAAUGUCUAUUUUUCGGUGGAACCUCCAGUGGCAAUCUUGAUGUUUUUUGGAAAUUUCGAUGAUUUUUAGUGAUGGAUCAUUUUGCAUUUAAACUCCAAUAAUUAGAAAACAAAUUGUCUUACUACUUCUUGUUUUUAAAUACAGUAGAAAUCCACUUUCUUCAUCUCAGGUUAGGCAUGUGGAUGAUGCCUCUUGCUUAUGGUCAGGAUGUGUGGCAAUGUUCGACAUAGACCAUGUAUUAGUCUAUUUUCAUAUUGCACCUGUGAAAAUUAAUAUAUUAAGGAAGAAAAUAAAAAAGACGUCGGGGACUAGGGCAUUUCAACACAAACACCAGGUAAAACAGUGCGCUUACCAUUGCAUAUUUUGUGGGGAAAUUUUCAAUAAAUUUCAUUCAAGAUGAAGAUGGAAUGUGAAAAUAAGUUCCUUCAAAUUAUUAGGCAUUUAUAAUUUACAGCUGAGAAGUUGUAAUUAUUCUUAUCAAUAGCUUUGACUAACUGGAUUAAAGCACUUGUUUGUGGUUGCGCUAAGCCUGCUGCUUUUAGGUUGACUGCAUUGAUCAUUCAGUUUUAAAAUACCUCUUAUCAGAAUGCUUGUUUUUGGUUAGAAGCGUUCAUGUUUAGCUCACAUCAUGAAAUAUUCUUGUUUAGAAUUUGAAUUACACUCAGAAGGCAUUACAUCACAUCUUGUUGUAUUCCGGUAUGCUAUACCUUUAAGUAUUUUCAUAAGAUGUAGUACUUUUUAAUAAAGACCUCUAAUUUCA
Messenger RNA from Lineus longissimus, 7358 nucleotides. Its product is annotated as protein FAM149B1-like. Lineage: Eukaryota; Metazoa; Nemertea; Pilidiophora; Heteronemertea; Lineidae. The record is from RefSeq and is a predicted model, not a curated record. The transcript has 16 exons. The coding region runs from base 1018 to 3078 and encodes 686 amino acids.